UAGUAUUCACUGAAACAUGGAAUCAAGCUGUCAAAACUAUCCGUGACGUUGGUUCUGGAAGAGGUGUUUUCUUUUAUUUUGGAUCCAAACAAACAUCCAAAUUUCUACCGUAAAAAGAGUUCGCUAAAUUUGGCCAUCGGUUCCUGGACGCGAUAGAGUAGCAGGUUUGCACGAAACCCGAACAGCUCGAACACCGGCAUCGUACAAUGUCGUGCUGUUGCAAGCCACGCACAUGUCCCGAAAUUCUUCGCCACGUUCCAGCAUUCACCGUACAGGCGCGUCAGUGUUGUGUGGCCGUCUGGCCGCCCUGUUCCAUCCCGCUGUUCUGCAUCCGGCGGGCGCGGAUUUCACGCUUUCGCCGAUUUUUCCUGCGCGGUGAUAUACCGAUAUCGCGCGAGUGCGGAACACGGUGUGUGAAGCACUUCAUCAAGUGGCACAUACCGCCGGAACAGCUUAACUAUCAGCGCUAUUUGCCGCUGUUCUUCGAUGGGCUGUGCGAGUCGACGUUUCCGUACCGAGAAUUUGCGCGCCACGGUGUGAGCGAUAUGCUGGCGGCCGGUACCGAACGGCAGAUAUUCCAAACCAUCCCCAUGCUGGUGCUGCCGAUGCGCGAGGCGUUGAAUACGAGAAAUCCGGACAUUAUAAUUGCAACAUUAAGCGCGUUACAACAGCUGCUGCGAGUCGGACCAUCCAUCGGAAUCGCUCUCGUUCCUUACUACCGGCAGUUACUGCCCAUGCUGAACCUGUACAAGCAGAGGCGCGUUAACAUAGGCGACCGGAUCGACUUUCGCGGUGGCCGACGGAUCGGUGAUGUGGUCAACGCUACCCUCGAACUGUUGGAACAGUGCGGAGGGCCCGAUGCGUACCUCAACAUAAAGUACAUGGUGCCGACGUACGAAAGCUGCGUCUACAAUCGUUAAAAAUCCACUAGGCAAGUGUAAGCAAAACUCAGUGCAAAGAAAAAAAAAAUGCUGCAAAAUUAUUCAUGACGUCACUUAAGCCUUGUAACAAAAUAGCAGUAGCACCAUUAAUGUAAAACCUGUAAACUACCGAGAACCGCUUCUUUUGAGGUGAAGGUGCAAUUUUACACAAUCUUGCAACGUUGGUCGGUUGGUCGUACAGCAGCGUAUUUAAACGUACGGACACUCACAGAGAAUGAUGCCGGCGCAUAUUAUAAAUCACAACCCAAAUUGGAUGGAAAAUGGUAAAUCAUCAUUUGUGCAAUUUUCUAUCCUAUUACCUCUUUACCCUAUAGCGUACAAAAGAGGAAAAUUCAGUCGAAAACAGGGAAGCUAGCCAACGGAAACGGAAAGAAAAAGGUUCAACAUUUUUUUAAUACUGAUUUUUCUUGUUUUGAAUUGGCGCAAUCCUUAGGGAAUGUGUCAUUGUUUGCAACGUGCUGUAUGUGUUUGUAAUUUAUGAGUAAAAUGAAAAUUUCUAAUGAGAAAUAUUAAAUCUAGAUCGCUUCACAA
Anopheles stephensi (Asian malaria mosquito) is the source of this 1472-nucleotide messenger RNA. Its product is annotated as parkin coregulated gene protein homolog. Gene Ontology annotation, molecular function: Hsp70 protein binding; Hsp90 protein binding. Lineage: Eukaryota; Metazoa; Arthropoda; Insecta; Diptera; Culicidae. The coding region runs from base 207 to 920 and encodes 237 amino acids. The record is from RefSeq and is a predicted model, not a curated record. The transcript is spliced from 4 exons.